AUGCCCUCCACAUACAAAAAGGACAAACCAUGGGAUACAGACGAUAUUGACAAAUGGAAGGAGGAGACGUUCACACCCGAUCAGAACGUCGGCGGCACAUUUACCGAAGAAUCGACCUUUGCAACACUUUUCCCCAAAUACCGAGAAGUCUACCUGAAAGCAUCAUGGCCCAUGAUCACGAGGACGUUGGAGAAGCACGGGAUAGCUUGUACGCUGGACUUGGUGGAGGGCAGCAUGACGGUCAAGACAACCCGGAAGACAUUUGACCCGGCUGCGAUCCUGAAUGCCCGCGAUCUCAUCAAACUCCUCGCCCGUAGCGUCCCGGCACCCCAGGCAGUCAAGAUCAUGGAAGAUGGUACCGCCUGCGACGUGAUUAAGAUCCGCGGGCUCGUCCGCAAUAAGGAUCGCUUCGUGAAACGCCGGCAACGCAUCCUAGGACCUAACGGCAGCACACUCAAAGCCCUCGAACUCCUGACCCAGACCUACAUCCUCGUCCAAGGAAACACCGUCAGCGUAAUGGGCGGCUACAAGCCCCUGAAAGAAGUCCGACGAGUAAUAGAAGAUUGCAUGGCGAACAUCCACCCCAUCUACCACAUCAAAGAACUCAUGAUCAAACGCGAACUAGCCAAAGACCCGGAACUGAAAAACGAAAACUGGGACCGCUUCCUCCCGCACUUUAAGAAGCGGAAUCUGAGCAAGCGCCGCAAGCCGUUUGUGGUCAAUGAGAAGAAGAAGGUGUAUACGCCUUUCCCGCCGCCGCAGGAGAAGAGCAAGGUGGAUUUGCAGAUUGAGAGUGGAGAGUACUUUUUGUCGAGGGAGGCGCAGGCGAGGGGGGUGAGGGAGAAGAGGGAUGAGGUUAUGAGGGAGAAGACGGCGGAGAGGAAGCGGAAGAGGGAGGAGGCUUUUGAGGCCCCGAAGGAGGAGGGAGAGGGGAGGAAGAAGAAGAAGAAGAGGGAUAAGGAGAAGGGGGAGGAUGGAGAGAAGAAGACGAAGAGGCGGAAGGAGGUUGCUGUUGAGGCUGAUGGGGAUGAGUGA
Recurvomyces mirabilis is the source of this 1035-nucleotide messenger RNA. RefSeq names its product ribosomal RNA assembly protein krr1 (gene KRR1). Gene Ontology annotation, cellular component: small-subunit processome; nucleolus. The transcript has a single exon. The coding region runs from base 1 to 1035 and encodes 344 amino acids. The record is from RefSeq and is a predicted model, not a curated record. Lineage: Eukaryota; Fungi; Ascomycota; Dothideomycetes; Mycosphaerellales; Teratosphaeriaceae. Gene Ontology annotation, molecular function: RNA binding.